Messenger RNA from Solea solea (common sole), 929 nucleotides. Its product is annotated as pro-opiomelanocortin-like. Gene Ontology annotation, biological process: neuropeptide signaling pathway. Bases 163 to 810 code for a protein of 215 amino acids. Gene Ontology annotation, molecular function: neuropeptide hormone activity. Lineage: Eukaryota; Metazoa; Chordata; Actinopteri; Pleuronectiformes; Soleidae. The transcript is spliced from 3 exons. Gene Ontology annotation, cellular component: extracellular region. The record is from RefSeq and is a predicted model, not a curated record.
GUGUGUGUGUGUGUGCGUGUGUGUGUGUGUCCUUGGCUGACAGGGUAUAAAGUGGACGCACGUUGACAGCGACACAAGAAGAGAAAAGCGACAGAAUUUCCUCCGUCUGACACGAGAAGAAAAGACAGACACAGACGGACGCAGAGACAGAGCUGACGGAGAAUGUGUCCUGUGUGGCUAUUGGUGGCUGUGGUGGUUGUGGGCGGAGCCAGAGGAGCGGUCAGUCAGUGCUGGGAGCAUCCGAGCUGUCAGGAGGCGGAGUCAGAGAGCAGCAUGAUGGAAUGUUUCCAGCUGUGUCGCGAUGACCUCACCGCCGAGAUGCCCGUUGCCCCAGGCCACGCCCACCUGCAGCCUCCCUCCCUCUCAGACUCCGCCCCUCAGACAAAGCGCUCCUACUCCAUGGAGCAUUUCCGCUGGGGGAAACCUGUCGGCCGCAAACGCCGCCCCAUCAAAGUCUACACCUCCAACGGCGUGGAGGAGGAGUCAGCCGAGGUUUUCCCCGCAGUCAUGCGGCGGCGGGAGUUAGCCAAUCAGCUGCUGGCGGUGGCUAAGAAGGAGGAGCAGGAGGAGGAGGAGGAGGAGGAGGUGGGGAUGGAGGCGGAGCAGCAGCAGCAGGAGGAGGAGCAGCGUCUUCUGGGCGGUGUCAAAGAAGGCAAAGAGGCGUUGUAUAAGAUGAAGCACUUCCGUUGGGGCGUUCCCGCCGACAAACGCUACGGCGGCUUCAUGAAGAGCUGGGAUGGGCGGAGCCAGCGGCCUCUGCUCACGCUGUUCAAGAACGUCAUCAACAAAGACGGACAGACGCAGAAGUGAGGGGGCAGGGCCUGCACCGCAGACGCAAGGGGGCGGGGCCUGCACCCCAGCACCCAAAUUUUUUUUUGGAUAUUUUCAUUCAUGUAAAUAAAUGUAAAAAUAAAGAUGUUUGAAAGCAA